Micropterus salmoides (largemouth bass) is the source of this 4418-nucleotide messenger RNA. RefSeq lists its product as uncharacterized. The transcript is spliced from 4 exons. The record is from RefSeq and is a predicted model, not a curated record. Lineage: Eukaryota; Metazoa; Chordata; Actinopteri; Centrarchiformes; Centrarchidae. Bases 443 to 1810 code for a protein of 455 amino acids. Gene Ontology annotation, molecular function: protein binding.
AGAAAGUUUUAUAAAAUAAUAUUUGUUUAAAUGUAGAAGUAUAAUAAAUACAUAAACACAAUAACUAAAAGAGCCAAGUCAAAUUCUAGAUGUAAAGUAAAAAUGUAAUAUAUUUAUUACUUUUAAAUCAUUUUCUAUUAAAUUAAAUACUAUAAUACUAAAUUAGUGAAGAAUCACUUGUUGUUUUUUUCGUUGUAUUCGUUGUUGUUUUUUGCGCUUUACGGUCUAAAAUUCUUUGAUAAAGUUAUUGGCGUUUCAAUAACAAUUGACGUCAUCAGAGUGCGACGGCUUCAUAACGGGCGCAGUGUGUUUUUAAGCUAGCGGUGUCCGCGUUUCCUCUAAUAACGGAGAUAAAUAAACGCCGUGCGGUAGUUUGGUCGCUUGAAUCCCGCACAGCGGCUGCAGCUGUGGCUCUCCUGAAGGCGGUGCUUGUCUUCCUCUGAUGGAGAAGCUGCUGCAACUUCCUCCAGAAGUUUGGGUCUACGUGUUCAGCUACCUGAGCACGGACGAGAAACACACCGUGCGCACCUGCUGCAGGUACCUGAAGAGGCUCAUCGACCACCCGUCCCUGUGGAGGGGCGACUCGGUGCUGCUGUCCGACCUGCGCCGCUACACCUACGGCUUCUGGGACACGCUGCAGCACCGCAAGCUCACGCGGGUUGCGGUGCGGCACCUGCGGCGCAAAGAGUGGCGGCGGCUCGUCAAGUUCCUGCCCUCCCUCACCGCCAUCGUGUUCGUGGACGGGGGGCGCCAGUACAAGGAGAAGUACCUGGACAACCUGUCGCGGUUCCCCGAGCUGAGGGACUUCGGGGUGCGCAACGCCACAUGGGACGAGCCGAUGCUGGGGCGGUGCCUGAGCGAGCAGCUGCAGGAGCGCAUGACUCACCUGAGCGUGUGCAACGUGCGGCUGCCGUGCACGGUGGACUUCAUCAACACCGUGUCCCACCUGGUGAACCUGCGGUACCUGCUGUUCCACCAGCAGGGGGAGGGCUACGGGCUGGACACGGUGAGGCCGGUGCCCUGCGGCGUCUUCCACGACCUGCUGCUGAAGCUGAAGAAGCUGAAGCACCUGUCCUGGGGGAUGAGGGGGGAGCCGCCGGAGCCGCUGCCGGAUGACUACCUGAGCCCCCCGGACCCGGAGCAGCCAGCCCGGUACGGCGGCCCGGCGCUGACCACUCUAGAGCUGGUGGAUUACCCAGAAACCAUCCUGCCAGAGAACGCGCUGAGGAGUCUGACCUCGCUCAGGUCGCUGACCGUCCGCUACAGGUACAUCAGAGAGGGCAUCGAGUGUCGCCUCAAGUCCUGGCUGGAUCCUCUCCAGCAGCUGGAGACGCUCGCCAUCAUCGGUGGUAAUUCUCUCGCUGCCUACACAACCACCAUCCCCUCCAGCGUGACCAGGCUGACCCUGCGUGUUGCCAUAACUCUGAAGGACAUGGACUCCAUCGCCCCUAAAGUCCCGGCACUCGAGCACCUCGACAUCGAGCAGAACCGCUCCAGCGGCAGCCUCUGCAGACGGAUCCCCAUGUUGUUCCCUCAGCUCAGGACGCUCCGGAUACGGUUUUUCCGUAGAGAACCGGAGAAAGACCUGCUGAGCCUGCACAGGCUGCGGCACCUGGAGCAGCUGGAGCUGCUGGUGGAGCGCUCGUUCAUCCUGAGAGACUACCUGAACGGCCACCCCUGGCCCAGCCCCUGCGUGCGGGAGCUGAUCAACCAGCUCCGAGAGCUGUCCGAGAACAGGAUCACCGUCAUCACCACGAUGCGCCAGAGAAACCCGCUACGAGAGUGUGACUGCGUGUGGGAGGGAGACUAAAGACGGGGAGUAAAACCUUUUGGAAACUUCCUGAAGUAGAAAGACCGAGUCAACAUCAGAGUCGGGAACAGAAGCACUGAAUCAAAAAAAAACCUGAGACUACAGCUGUUAUCAGGUGUCAAGACAGCCAAACAGGAGGCAACUGAAGGUGUGCGUAUAUAUACAUAUGUGUGUGUGUAUAUAUAUAUAUAUUUUAAGGGCAACUUUUUAGCUCCACACCCCUUGAAAAUUACACACCAAGCGUGUUCUAGCAACCCCAGACUCCUUGGUGAAUUUGAGUUGUGAGCAGUUUAGCUAAAGUAAUCUGCCAAUCUGUUCUAUUAAGGAGAACAGACUAAUCUAACGAACUGAAUCUGUCCGAUUUAAGGGCUUUUAAUGUGAAGCAUCUGCAGGAAAUGUUGAGUUAGACCGAUGUUAGCUUGGCAACAAUCCAAAAAACAUUUAAUUAAUUGGUGAAUUAAACUAGAAAUCAUGUUUUUAAAAAGAGUAAAAAAGUGGGGAAUUUUACAUUUAGUGCUGUGAAAAUGCACAUUAUUUAUUAUGAGGGCAGAUAAACGUGGAGUUUGUGUUAAGCAGGAAAUUGUAGCAUUUAGAAAUACAAGUCUCUAAUAUAAGCCGGUCUCAGAUAAAGGCCGGGGAUUAGUGCACUAUUGUUAAAUUAAAACCAGUAAGACUUGAGCCAGUUGUCAGGAGAUCAGGGUAGCCUUUCUUAUGUUUUUUUUAACUUUAUGACGCAGCACUUUAAGGCUGCAGCUCCUCUCGUCGACACUUUAUUGAGUUUCAUUAGUUUCUCGAUGUUUAAAGCUAAAACUCUCACUUGUGUUCAUUGUUAAAACACGAGAUAUAUAUGCAGAUUCUUUGGCUCCAAACAUCGGUUUCAAACAGAAAAAUCCAUCAACUUCAUCCCAGAAAAUGACAGUUUCUAAAUGCUGCAGCUAGCGAUUAUUUUCAUUAUCUGUAAAUCUACCAGUUGUUUUCUGUAUUAAUCUCGUGGUCUCGUAACAGUGUCAGAUUUCCUAAAGCCACAGUCGUUGUCUUUAGAUAUCUUCUUUUGUUUAACCACCAAUCCAAAACAUAUUCAGUUUACUAUGAUGUAAAGAUGAAGGAAAGCAGCAAAUGUUUGCAGUCUUUCAAGAACAUUUUUGUUUUCAUUUGAAGCAUUAAAAUGGAAAGGAAAAGGAAAGUCAGGACAAGAAGCGAUUUCAGUGUUUACUUUAAAUGACGCUAAUGAUUAAUAUUCUGGUUUAAAUGUUUUGCUCCAGACCGGUUAUAGUUUUUGAAACUGGACCUGAAAGCUGGAGUUUAUUUAUUUAUUUUUUACAUAUACUAAAUAAACGUCUGUUACGUCCAAGCCCUCGCCAAAACGAGUUCACACAAUGCUGGUUAAGCCUCUCACCGCCAGGUAAAUGUAAAUGGCCGACGCCCCUUAAGCCCCGUGGGACAUUAUUAUGUUUGUCAAUUUAAAAGAUAAUUGAAGAAAGUCGCAGUUUAUCGUAAAAUAGUAAAGUAACAUUUAGUUUUGUGUGAAAACGCUCGAUGACCUAAAUUUCUCUCUGUUAGCGCUGUAAUGCUAAGCUAUCGUUCAUUGCUUUGCUUGCUACUAGCUAGGUAACUUAGCUAUGUUCCACACACCUGAUGAUGUGUUUAAUCCUGGUCCUUUCAUCACAUCUUCUCAACAUGGAAGCUGCAACAAUAAAUCAAUAAUUGUUGUCAACUAUUAAAUUAAACGCCAACAAUGUUGAUAAUUGAUUAAUCGGUGAAAGUAAUUUUUCACCAGAUUCUUAAAUGUCAAUAUCUUCUGGUUUCUUUACUCAUCUAUGACAAAACAGGACACUUGAGGACACUGAUAGACAUUUUUCAACAUUUUCUUACUAUAGAGCAAACAACUAAUCGAUUUAACGAGAAAAUAAUCAAUCAAAACAUGAAGUUAGCUCCAGUCAUUGAAACAUUUUGGUUUGUUCUUUGUAAUUACGUAUUUUCAGCAGUCUUGUACUUCGACAUAUUUACGACAAACUGCGAAUUUCUUGACUUAAAUUAUCUUUUAAAUUGACAAACAUCGUAUGUGUAGUUCGGGGCAAAACUAAAAUGGGAUCAAAACAUUACUUAACUCUCAUCGCUGACUACCGUACGUAUUUUUUCCAAAAUAUGGUCCCAUGGCGGUCCGCCGGAAGGGGAGGGACUCACGCUCUCUAUAUGUCAUAAGCACGUGUCCACAGUGUUGUGUAAUUACUCUCCAUGCCAGAAGGGGGAGACAAAAGCUACAAACUGCAGGUUUAACAGCCAACAUUUGUGUAUUUUGAGAUGUAGAGAAAGAAUUUUUCUUCUUUUCCGUCAGCGAACGCACUGCACUUUGUUUGUUUCUCAACAAAGCAAAUUUAAAUUUGCUUUGUUUGUUGCUGACAUGUUAUUUAAUGUCUUUAAGAGUAGUGUCAUUUUCAAACACACAUGAAAUUAGCUGCAGCUUUAAAAUUAUGCCGUGCUGGAAGACUUGAAAGAGUGAUUGUUUUUUUGUGGAUGGUAUUUUCUUAUUUGAAGUUAUCAUUUAAUCUUAAAAAAAGUGUGUAUAAUUUACAACGUGAAUUAAAAGAGAAUAAAUUCUUUAAUUUCA